UAAUGAUAGCGUCCUAUGAGGGAUUCGGACGCAUUCAAGAUGUCGUUCCUGCAGACGGAGGUGAUCUGCCACAGCCGCAAAGUCUGCUCACUUUAUAAAAGGGCCCUCAGAAAUUUGGAAUCAUGGUAUGACAGGCGACCCAUGUACCGUUAUCGGGCUGUUCUUUUGAGGGCAAGGUUUGAUGAAAACAAAGAUGUGAAGGACUUGCGAGUAGCACAGCAGCUGCUGGAUGAUGGAGAGAAGGAGCUCUUCAGCCUGAUUCAGUAUCAGCCUAAAAAAUUCCCUCUAUCUCCUGGAGGUGUUGCAUACGAGCGAGAAGUGCGUGCUCCUGACUGGGUACUGGACUACUGGCAUCCGUGGGAGAAAGCUUUCUAUCCCGACUACUUUGCGAAGCGUGAGCAGCGAAAGAAGGAGUAUGUUGAGUGGUGGGAAAAAACCUAUGGCAAACCAGCUGAACAAGGACACUGAAGUUAGCCACUGUGUACCAUUUAUGAGUAUGCUUUAUGUAUAUAAAUUCUUUGCUAAGAGAAUAAUGCUCAGUUUUGGUUCAAGUGAAUAGCAUUUGAAUUUAGAUUGAGCGAAGGUGUCUUUAUAAUAAUUUUCCUCCUAAGAAUGGUAGAUAUGUAUAUUAAAUAAAAAAAAUUAUGAAAACAA
This is a messenger RNA of Penaeus vannamei (Pacific white shrimp), 654 nucleotides long. The record is from RefSeq and is a predicted model, not a curated record. Lineage: Eukaryota; Metazoa; Arthropoda; Malacostraca; Decapoda; Penaeidae.